Nanorana parkeri is the source of this 1614-nucleotide messenger RNA. RefSeq names its product ankyrin repeat domain 10 (gene ANKRD10). Gene Ontology annotation, molecular function: protein binding. Lineage: Eukaryota; Metazoa; Chordata; Amphibia; Anura; Dicroglossidae. The transcript is spliced from 6 exons. The coding region runs from base 98 to 1477 and encodes 459 amino acids. The record is from RefSeq and is a predicted model, not a curated record.
GUGUAUACAUUGUCACGCUGGGUGUGUUCCCGCCCCGGCAGUGAGCCAAUAGGAGGCGGGCAUUGCUUCGCUCCACCCCUCAGUCCUGGUGUGUUGUAUGAGUGCGUGUGCUCGGGUUUUUGCAGUCAUGUCAGUGUGCUCGGAGCCCGGUUUCUCCAGUGAGGAGGUGUUGAGCCUACGCUUCCCUCUGCACCGAGCCUGCCGGGAUGGAGACCUUCACUGCCUCCGCUCCUUACUGCAAGGCCCGCCCGGGAACACCGCUCAACAGCUAGGCAAAGAAGACUCCUGUUACGGCUGGACGCCCAUACAUUGGGCGGCACACUUCGGGAAGUUGGAGUGUCUGGUCCAGCUGGUUGGGGCAGGUUGCUCUGUUAAUGCCAGCACAACUCAGUUUGCUCAAACACCAGCACACAUUGCUGCUUUCGGAGGACAUCCUCACUGCCUGAUGUGGCUUAUUCAAGCAGGUGCUAAUGUAAAUAAACAGGACUAUGUAGGUGAGACUCCUGUACACAAAGCAGCAAGGGCUGGUAGUAUGGACUGCCUUAAGGCCCUUGUAUCCAGCGGAGCGCAAAUAGACUUUAAGAAUGCCAGUGGCUUGACAGCGGCUGACCUUGCGCACUCCCAGGGCUUUACAGAGUGUGCUCAAUUCCUUCUUAACCUCCAGAACAGUCAACUCAACGGUUUCUAUUGCACUAGCUCCUUAAAUGGAGUUCAACCAAAUCCAGUUAAUCACCAUAAUGGAGGAAUAAACAAUCGUAAAAGGUCAUUCCAUGAUUUGGAGGCAUCUGUUGUAAAGAAGCUGAGAACUGAAGUGAAUAGCUUCGGUACAGAGUACAUGACUGGAGGGAUGGAGGAUGAAGAGAGCAUGCAUGUAGAAAAUCACUCUGAGAUAUCAGGUGGGAUUGGGCAGUUUUCUGACAGAUGCUGCAACACACAGAUGAUUGAAGAUCUGAAACCUCAGGAGAGCACAUCUAAUAGACCAUCAGAUGCUGAUAAUUUUACAGUAUCUGCAACACAAACCCCCUUUCGUUGCAUCAAUAUGAAUGGUAGCAUUCACUUCAGUUCGUUAACAAAUGGAACAGCAAGUAAUGGACAUUGUGGUCGUCCACUCAGUGAAAUGGAAGCCAACCCUGUCAAGUGCCUCCAGUCGACCAACGGAUACAACACUGUCGCAAAUGGAAACAAAGAGUGUGAUGGGAGUGGAACAUUUAUGGAAAAUAGAAUUGAAGCUGUAAAUGUAUCUUCCUGUGGCUCUCUGCAUAAUAACGGGAGUCCAAGUGAUCAUGUGGCUUCUAGACCUUCCUGGGGUGAGGGGAUUGCAGAUAUCUUGCAGUAUGGCUUUUACCAUGGGUUUGGAGACUCUGCAGAGGGUUUACCUGAGCACAGUAGUGUUGUAGAGCAUUCUGAUUCAGUCCAUGAUGAACAGCAGUAUAAACACAGAUUCAUAAGCACACUUCAUCAAUAUCAAGGAUUCUGAGAUGACAAUCUUUGUUAAUUUUUUGUUCAGUACUAUACUUGCAUUUCAGUUCUAACUCCAUACAUUGAGACGGGCUUGUUAUGCAGGCUGGUUGUUUAAAGUAAUAUACACCAAAUUAUUUUCUUUCCACCUUCCCA